Rotaria sordida is the source of this 1377-nucleotide messenger RNA. Lineage: Eukaryota; Metazoa; Rotifera; Eurotatoria; Philodinida; Philodinidae. The record is from the annotation of a GenBank genome assembly.
AUGAAUGAUGAAAAAAAUGAUGAAAGUUCACCAGUGAGUCCAUCAACAAAAUAUCAAAAAAAUCAUAAUGAUUUAUCUAUAUCAAAAGAAACAUUUUCUAAUGGAUAUGAAUAUACAAAAAUUACUAAUAAUAAUACAUUAUCUAAACAACGAAAAUUGAUUUUACAUUUUGAUAAUCGAAAUACAUUACAAGUUGCCAAUAAUGUAUCAUCAACAACAAUUGAACAAGGCGUAAAUAAUUUCUUAACAGGUGUUCUUUGGGGAUAUGAAAAUGACAAAGAUGAAUGGGAAUGGAUAUCAACAUCACCAUCUCUUCAAAAACCAGAUAAUUGUCCAAAAUGUAUAACUUAUUUUAAAUAUUUAGAAAAUCAAAUUGUACGAGAAGCUAUUGAUAGAAAAGAUUUACGUGCUAGAACGGGUAAUUUUAUAUACAAUGAAGGUGCAUGUUUUCGUCAAUUUUAUGAUGAAUUAAUUGAAUCAUUACGUUAUAAUAAAUUAGGUGGUCUUGAACGAGAACGAGAAGAUUUAAUAUUAACUAUUGAAGAAGUACGAGAACUUAAAACAAAUGAAUUACAACCACCAGUAGAAAAUAAUCAACGUAAACGACGUUUAUCAAUUUUACAUAGUGAUCCAGUACCUGUAAAUGGUUUUCGUUCAACAAAUGGUACACUUUAUCAUUAUAUAUUACCGUCAUUUUUUCGUCUUAUUAAAUAUUUACAAGACACUAAUCGAGAUUUUGUUAUUUAUUUACGAACAAUGGGUGAUGAUAGUAAAAAUUUUCUAACAAAUUCUAAACGUAUUCUUUCAAAUGAACAUCCAUCAUUUCAAUUUCAUCAAUCUCUUGAUGUUAAUCUUGAACCUGGUCGUAUUGAACGUAAAAAUGAUCAAUCAAUUUGUCUUCAAAUGAAAUUUCAAGAAGAUUCUGAUAUACAAAUAAUAACAGAUGAAUUUUUAAUUCAUGAAAAAUUAGAAAGUGGUCAUGGUAUACAUGCAAUAAAAGAUGAUUUUAAUGCAUGGUUUGGAACAAAUUAUCAUUAUUCAACAUCAAAACCAAUAUGGUUUGAUCCAGAUGAUAGAAAUCCUCGUUCACAUCAUAUAUUAUUUGAUGAUAAUUUUCGUGUUAUCGAUCCAUAUGAUUCUAUUGUUGAUAUACGUAUAAUGAAUAGAGAAAAACACAAAUGUUAUUCAUGUCCAUUUGAACUUUAUCCUAAACUGGAAAAUAUAUUUGCUGUACAAGCAAAUUUAUAUUUAAUAUUAGCUGAUCACGAGUAUUAUAUAAAAACAAUUGAAGAAUGCGAAAAAAAUCUUGAUCAACUUCUUCAAGAUGCUCAAACACUAAAAAAAAUCAAAGAAGAAAGUUGUAUUGAUCAUUUAUAA